This is a messenger RNA of Moneuplotes crassus, 1640 nucleotides long. NCBI's taxonomy places the organism in Eukaryota, Ciliophora, Spirotrichea, Euplotida, Euplotidae. The record is from the annotation of a GenBank genome assembly.
UAUAAAAUAAGAUAUCCCCAAUGGCAAGCCCCAGUAUCGGUAAGAAAAUGCAAGGAUUCGACUACAAAAUUGACAUGAUCGCUAAUCAGAUGGAGCACGAUAACUUCUCAAAAGGUAUCCAGGACGGCCAAGAAGAAACCGAUGCGUACUAUGAUAUGCAGGAAUAUGAGUACGUUAAAUUCAGAAGAAGCCUAUCUCAGCAUGAAGAAGAGCAUAAGUUGCACAGGAAUGAGAUGGAAGAUUUGUAUGAUUUGAAUGUUGAGGAUCUUCACAAUGUGCUGAUAAAAGAUCCUCCCAAGUUUAUCAUCAAGGAUUAUGAAGAUUUUUAUGCUAAGGCAAGGACUAUUUGUGAGAAUGGGUUCAACCUCACUGAGAAGGAGUGCAUACUUUAUUUCAUGAAGUUCUUGAUCGAAUUUCAGCAUAGCCAAAAUCGUUCAAUUUUCAUCAAAAGGCUACUACAAGUCACGCUUGAGAGACUUAGUGACGAUGACAUGAAGAGAACCAUAAAGAUCCUCAAGAAACUCUAUGUGAAUGAAUUAUUUACCAAACAACAGCUUAGAAGAGGAUUAGAUAGAUUGUACAUGGAUGCUGAAAAUUUGAGAGGAGACUUACCUCAGUUUGCAUAUACCAUUUCACAACUUAUCCUAAGCUUCGUAGAGGAUGAUAUCCUUCCAAGACAAGUGAUUCUCAGAAUUCCUGGUGACUUAAGAGAAGAAAUGAUCCAAGAUAAAGAUUUUAGUGAUUUCUUCAAAGAUGAACUUGAGGUUUUCGAAAAAGAGAUUGAGAUAAAGCAAAGCUUCGAAGAAGUGGCUGCUUCUUCAGAAAAAGAUGAUGCCAUCACCAGAUUCACUAAUCUUGGACACCCAGAUAUAGUGAAACCUUGGUUUAUUGGUGAGGUUAUCCUAUCUUCAUGUGGGAAGACUCACAAUGAGAGAGAAACCGCUUCUCAACUGCUGAAGCAGCUUUCUGAAGCUAAAGAGAUCAAUUAUCCAAUGAUUUCAUACUGAUUUGAUGAACUUCUCCAGAACCAUGAAGAUUAUACUCUAGAUAUCCCUUACUUUGCUGAUUACCUCUCAAUGUUCAUCGCGAGAUCGAUUUAUGAUGGAAACCUAAACUCAAUGUAUAUCCUUCAUGCUGAACUGUUUGAUCAGCAGGAUGAGACCCAGCUCCAGAUUUUGAAAUCAGCCAUAUCUUACUUAACAUUGUUCCCACUGGAAAUCCAUGUAGGUAAAAUUUGGGGAAGUGCUAUCUCAAAUGCAGAGCUUUGCCAGAGAUUUGAUGAUAUUAUCGAAGGGAUAUACUCAGGAACUCCUGACUCAGAUCUCCAUCUAGCAAUCCAAGACUGUGAUUGCCCAUUUUAUCAUCAUGAAUUUGUAAAGAGACUAGUUCUCUUUCAAAUUAGCCAAGAAGGUGAAGCUGCACAAGACUAUAGAAAAGUGAAGAAGUUCUUAGAAAAGUCUAUCAACAUAGGAAUCCUCUCUAAGUCCCAACUAGAGGUAGGAAUCAAGAACGCUCAUCUAAGAGUGGUCAGGAUGUCCGAAUCAGACGCGAACAUCACAAAGAAUUUUGAGAACAUCGUCUCAGAAUGUUUGAAUAAACUUGAACUAGCUCAUGACUAAUUUCAAUUUAAAUUUUUUACC